This is a messenger RNA of Symbiodinium sp. CCMP2592, 864 nucleotides long. Lineage: Eukaryota; Dinophyceae; Suessiales; Symbiodiniaceae. The record is from the annotation of a GenBank genome assembly.
AUGUCUGUGUCUGUAGUUCAAUUCCCGUCAACGGACCCGAGGCUGCAGCUUGCCCUGUCUUUUCGCCUGCUCGCGCGCUUGGCGACCACUCUGCGACUGUCUCUGGACGUGAAAGUGAUGCAGGACAUGGUACUGCCGAUGUCGGGUGCGCAGCACUCCGAUGAAGACAGACUCAGCCAUACAGUGGAGCGCCCAAGGGAGGAGCCGGGUCAGAGCAUGGCGACGACUUUGGAGGCCCCAGAGAGUUCUUCAGUUCCUGAACCCGAGCCCGAGAGCUUCAUGGAGCCUUCGGAGAACUGGCUCGCCGUUUUGCAUGCCUGGGAUCUACUGCAGUCCUGGUUGGGAAGACUUUGCCACGCGGGUGAAAAGUUCAUGUGGCUGAGCGUGUUUGGCCUGGAUCUGUUCGUCGUCAUUGCCAUGAUGCUGUUCAUGGAAUCAAUCGGCGGCAAGCGGCCGCACAGAUCUCGACUCCUGUCUAAACGUGAAGCCAAGGAGUUGGCAAAAAAGGCAGCUGCCGCAGCUGCCGCUGGCACACCGAUCCCGACCCCAACAUCUGCAGCCGGACGGGAGAGCUCACAGUGGCUCGCAUGGCUGUCGCAGGAGGAACUGCUCGCGGCUUUGCUGAAGGAGCACUGGUUCAAGUUCGCUGUAGGUCUUGGCCUAGCCAUCGUCGUUCGCCUGCUGCAACGAGUGAUGUCCCAGGAGAGCUUGACGUACCACCUCAUCGUUAACGUCACCAUGACCCUGCGCUUUGUUGGGCUAGCUCUGGUGUUGUUGCGUGACGCAAUGCUCUCUCCAAAUCCGGAAGACGUGGCCAGGGAGGCCGUCAAUGUACUAGCAGAGCGAGGUGUGUCGAGCCGCUGA